CCCGUCCCACUCGGAACCUAUUUGAGGAAGCGCUAAAAUGGCGGCAGGAGAGGAAGUUUUGGGAGGAAGUGGCGGACGAUCUUCAGUAGUGACUGAUAAUUAUAAAUGAAACAAUACUGCAAGACGGCUUGUGCAUCAUAUUUCUUGGAUGAAAUUCAAACAUUUAUAUUCUGUAAAGUGGGUACAAUCCCUAAAAGUCUGCUUACAUGUGUAGAUCAUUGCGUUACUGUGUUAGUCAUUGUCUGUAUGCAGCAAUGACAAGACUGGAAGAAGCAAAUCAAGAAGUGAACAUGCAUUCCUCUGUCCGCUAUCUCGGCUAUAUAGCCAGAAUGAAUUUGUUGGCAGCAAUAUGUAUGGGUCUUUAUGUCAGGUGGGAAAAAACUGCAGAUGCACUAAUACUCAUAAUUUUUAUCCUUGGAUUAUUUGUUCUUGGAAUUGCAAGUAUACUUUAUUACUAUUUUUCAAUGGAAGCAGCAAGUUUAAGUCUCUCUAAUCUUUGGUUUGGAUUUUUACUUGGCCUUCUUUGUUUCCUGGAUAAUAAUUCUUUUAAAAAUGAUAUAAAGGAAGAGGCAACAAAAUAUUUACUUCUUUCCUCCAUAAUUAUAAGAAUAUUGUAUGCUUUGGUGCAGAGAAUAUGUGGCUGUGUUCAUCAUCGGCCCAUUUUACUAACAACGGUUGAAGUACUUGAGCUGGUUGGAUUUGCAAUUGCCAGUACAACUAUGCUGGUGGAGAAAUCCAUGAGUAUUAUUCUAUUGAUUGUGGCUUUAGCAAUGCUGAUUAUUGAUUUGAGGAUGAAAUCAUUUUUGUCAAUUCCAAAUUUAGUAAUUUUUGGAGUCCUUGCCUCUUUGUUAUUUUUUCCAUCCUUGCAUAUACCAACAAAUCCAUUUCCCUUGGGAUGUUUUUUUAGUUGCUUAAUAGCUGAUCCCCUUCUUGAUGUUUACUUUAGUGGACUUUCAGUUACAGAACGUUGGAAACCUUAUUUAUAUCGUGGUCGAGUUUGCCGAAGAUUCUCAGUCAUUUUUGUUGGAUUUAUUGAACUGAUUUACUUCAUCCUUUCAGCACUUAAACUAGGUGAUUUGGAUCUCUGGUACUUUGUAAUACCAGGCUUUUCCAUUUUUGGCAUAUUCUGGAUAAUCUGUCACAUCAUUUUUCUUAUAACUCUCUGGGGAUUUCAUACAAAACUUAAUGACUGUCACAAAAUAUAUUACACACACAGAACAGACAACAAUAGCCUUGACAGAGUAAUGGCAUCUAAAGGAAUGCGCCAUUUUUGUUUAAUUUCAGAGCAACUUGUCUUUUUCAGCCUUCUUGCAACAGCAGUUUUGGGUACAGUAUGUUGGCAGAGAUCCAAUGGAAUCUUCAUGAGUGUUUUUUUGAUUGUAUUGCCUCUUGAAUCUAUGGCUCAUGGGUUAUUUCAUGAACUAGGAAGUUGUUUGGGAGGCACAUGUGUUGGCUAUGCAGUUGUGAUCCCUACCAAUUUUUGUAGUUCUGAUGGACAACCAACAUUGCUUCCACCUGAGCAUGUGCAAAAGCUAAAUUUGAGGUCUACAGGCAUGCUUAAUGCUAUCCAAAGGUUUUUUGCAUAUCAUAUGAUUGAGACCUAUGGCUGUGAUUAUUCCACCAGUGGACUUUCAUUUGACACAUUACAUUCUAAACUAAAGUCAUUUCUUGAACUUCGGACAUCAGAUGGACCUAGGCAUGAUACUUAUAUAUUAUACUACAGUGGUCAUUCUCACAGCUCUGGGGAGUGGGCACUAGCAGGUGGAGAUUCAUUACAACUUGACAUGCUUUUAGACUGGUGGAGAGAGAAGAAUGGUUCCUUUUGUUCACGGCUUAUUAUAGUCUUAGACUGUGAAAAUGCUCUGCCUUGGGUUAAAGAAGUCAGAAAAGUCAGUGACAUGUAUAUCGCAGUGCAAGGAGCAGAACUGGCUAAAGUAGUAGACAUAGAAGAAUCAGAACCUCCCCACAUUGGUGAUUUCACCCGAGAUUGGGUUGAAUACAAUUGUAAUUCCAAUCACAAUAUCAGCUGGUUUGAAAAGGGACGUACUGUGAAAGCUGUGUAUGGAGUGUCGAAAGGGUGGAGUGACUACACUUUACAUUUGCCAACUGAAAGUGAUGUUGCCAAACACUGGAUGAUGUAUUUUCCCCGCAUCACAUACCCAUUGGUUCAUCUUGCAAACUGGUUCUGUGGGCUUAAUCUCUUCUGGAUUUGCAAAACUUGUUUUAGGUGCUUAAAACGAUUAAAAAUGAGUUGGUUUCUUCCUACAGUAUUGGAUACAGGACAAGGCUUUAAACUUGUCAGAUCUUAACAAAGAAUCAGAAGUGAGAGCUCUUACAACUUGAAACAGGAUUGACUUAUAACUUUUUUAUUUGUUACAUUUUACUUUUUGAAAAAAUGUUAUUUGUGUAACUAUAUUGCUUUUUGUAUUUUCUUGAGCAAAUGCAAGAUUUUAGAAAAAUAAGAACUCCAUUUGAAAGCAAAAACAGCAUAGAUAUUUGUAACCAAAUUGGAUUUGAAUUCAAUAUGAGCCAUUAAAUGUGACCAUGGACUUGAGAGACAGCUUUGUGUGCUUCUUUGCAUUGUAGCUGUCUGAUAUAAAUUUGUCAAAUUUCACACUUAUAUCAAUUUCAGUCCUAGGUCAUUGGAAGAGAAACUACUGAAUCAUGGUCAUCGUUUGUUUUGAAGGGUUUCAAAAAGUAAAGCAGCAAAGAAUUAAAAUAAAUCAAGUUAUGCCACAUAGAUAGUUGUAAGGCAGGACUGUCAAACUUGCGACCCGUGGGCCGGAUGCAUUGCAGCCUGGCUGCACCCACAACUAGUUUAGCAAAAAGGGGGAAGUUGCUUUACGUCACAUGAUGACGCCAUGACGAUACAAAUUUGACACCCCUACUCUAAAGCUAUUGGCACUUUGAAUUCAUGUUGAAAUGAACUAAAGUGAAUGUUACAUUUUUCCAUGGAACAUAGGGGUCUUAUAUCCUAAUCCUAGAUGAACAUACAUGGGAGUAAGUAUUACUGAUGUUAGUGGAGCUUAUUGCUAAGUAUUCUUAGGUUUGAAAGCAUAAUGGUUCGUCUUGGAAAUAAUGCGAAAAUUAAUUUUUGAGUAUUUCAAGCCUUAAUUAAUACAACAUCAUAAAUAAGUUCAGCAAAGCUAAAUUCAGCAAGAUUAAACUGAUAUUUUUCUCUGAUUUUCAGUGGAGAAAGAUAAGCAAUUUUUAUUAUAUUUUUUCAUCACACUGAAACACAUUGAUUUUAGUUUUUAAAGGAAAAUUAUUAAACUGCAGAAUGUUUCUUUGCGGAGCUAGAAAAUAAUUGAGUAGUAACUAAAAUGCAUAUAUGAAAAAACAUUUUCAAUUCAUUUUUUAAAAACUAUUCCCUGAAUACUAAUUAUUCAUGCAACAGUUUUAGAACUAUAAAAUUAAGAUAAAGUAUCCCCACAAACCAUUUAAUGUUUCUAAUUAUGGGAGUUAAAUUACUUGUUUUCCCCCUCUCUUAUCUUAUAAAAUGUACAGCACAAUGAAAGCAUAUAGACUAACAUAAAGCUGGUAAUAUCUGGAGAUAAUAUGACAUAAUCUGUAUUCUUAUUUUUAUUUUUUAAAUGGAAAUCUGUUUUGUAAUGAUUGAUUACAGUAUUUUACUUCAUACUUUUGUUAAGCACUAUAAAAUAGAUUCACAAUGCAUUAAGUGCCAUUCCUAUAUUUAUUCAAAUUACUAUCAAUUACUACAGAAUUUUAAUUUAAAAUGUGCAUUAAUAGUAAUGAAACAGCUGAAACUUACUAAUUGUACUUUCCUACUUACGUCACUUUCUGUUUAACAGUUCAUAGUUUAAUAGAUUCAGAAACUGGGGGAAAUUCUUUCUCUUGCAUUGCCUAUUCCAUUCAACA
Molecule: messenger RNA, 3879 nt
Organism: Thamnophis sirtalis
Lineage: Eukaryota; Metazoa; Chordata; Lepidosauria; Squamata; Natricidae
Gene: TMEM168
Product: transmembrane protein 168
Source: RefSeq, a predicted model, not a curated record